AUGAGCACAGGACCCGCAAGUACCCUAUUGGGCUUAGCCACUACAUACGUAGAUAAUGGCAAGUUUGCGGACGCUGCAGCUCUCUAUAGCGCGGCUCUUAUGGCUCCGGAAGCAGGAAAGCUAAGUCAGCAGGAUCCCUGGGGAAAUGUGAAGAUUCCGAUCUUGAAUCCGUCAAACCUAUCCAGCCCGAUGACCGGACAAUGGCAAGAUGUGAAGUCCUUAAUUCAAACACCCGAAGCCUACAGCUCCUUAGUAGGCCUACCUGUGGUUGGUCUCCCACUCAAUGAGAGUUCAAGCUUCAUUAUCGAGACGACUUAUCUUGUGGUCGACUGCGAGCCUUUCAAAAAGUCGCCAUAUCCGAGCAAUAUCACGUCGCAGAUACAAAGGACCAAUUAUACACGAUUGGAGGAACUGGUUCCUGGUCAGGUCUGGUCGGAUAAGUCCAUCAAGAACGACCCUUUCAAACCCCAGGAACGCAUUACAUCGUUCUUCAUCGACACCGAUCGAUCUACUUAUGGUAGCACAAAUGACACAGAAGGGGUAUUGACUGCACGCUUGGACGCGUUCCUUGGAAACCAAAAUACUACCAUUCUGCGCAACGGUAACGAUACAGUUCGCGAGCCCCGAAAGCUGCUUUUCGCUUCGGUGUAUCCGAGAGGCGACAAGGAAGAUGGUCAAUUCGACCUCAAUGUCGCACAUUGCUUGGUAUCUCAAGCCCACGUAGAAGUCGGUGUUCGUUGCCAAGGGACUUUAAUAACCUACGGACUCGCUCAAAACUUUCCACUUGCUGUUGCGACCGGCGUCCUUGCCUCCACCGCAACGGAACGCUUUCUGGCCAACAGCUCCUCGUACCCUUUUGUUCAGAAUGCCUUUUCGAAAGCUAGGGAGUCUUACGUUGAUCUUUCAGCGGUUCCUAAGGAGGCGUUCUCGAGUAGACUAGGCCUGCUUCUGAACACUUAUUACCAGCUGAGCACACAGCCCUUAGGGUAUUUUGGAAGUUUAUCUCGAAAUCUCUCCUUGUAUGGACCCGAUGUCCUGCCGGCCACCGAUGUUGAUGCAUAUCUACCAGCUAAUCUAUCAAGCGUCAACAUGACGUUUCUGGAUCUGUGGAGUUCGUUCGAGGCUCGCGUCCAGGACAAUCAGGCUCCUUUCAUCGGUGCCACGACGACGGCGAACGUAACGACAACCGAAGAGGUAUUUGUCUGUAACUUCGCCUGGCUUUCGCUCCUGCUCGCUGCUUCGAACGUCAUACUUAUCACCGGUAUCGUUGCAUUGAUAUUGAAGCGGAUGACACUCGGCCCUGAGUUCUUCGGCCCGGUCGCUAGCAUGACGUACGAAAAUCCAUUCGUCAAAAUACCGGAGGGCGGAAGUACGCUGGAUGCCAUGGAAAGAGCGAGGAUCAUGCGAGACGUCGAAGUGUACGUGGCUGAUGUUGCAGGCGAGAAAGAUGUUGGUCACGUCGCCUUCGCCGCUGGUGUGCCUCUGCGGAAGUUGGAGCGUAGCAGGACGUACGCGUGA
Molecule: messenger RNA, 1518 nt
Organism: Didymosphaeria variabile
Lineage: Eukaryota; Fungi; Ascomycota; Dothideomycetes; Pleosporales; Didymosphaeriaceae
Exons: 3
Coding region: 1-1518 (505 amino acids)
Source: RefSeq, a predicted model, not a curated record